Oncorhynchus tshawytscha (Chinook salmon) is the source of this 1802-nucleotide messenger RNA. Its product is annotated as transmembrane protein 271-like. The record is from RefSeq and is a predicted model, not a curated record. The transcript has a single exon. The coding region runs from base 586 to 1383 and encodes 265 amino acids. NCBI's taxonomy places the organism in Eukaryota, Metazoa, Chordata, Actinopteri, Salmoniformes, Salmonidae.
AAAGCAAAACCACAUACCAAUUAUUCACGAUUCAGUUUGUACAUGAGUGAUGGGCCAAAAGGUGUAACAGGCUAGAGAGUGGCAGCCAGUAUGGCCAUUUGCUAGGAGCUGCAAGCCGUCUGGAUUCUGAACAAUUUAAUAGCCGCCUUCUCUACUCCCUCCUCCCGGAAAGAGUUGUUCUGCGCUCCCAGCGGCACUCCACUGCCGCAUGCCGUUUAGCACUCACCGUAUGAUCGCAAUCACGCGGGUUUGAGCUAAUGGUCCUACCUUAACAAUUUGGAGAUGUGGCUGCUUGCAUAACAGUGUGGAUGGGGGGCGAGCAGGGUCAUGAGGGUGAUCAUUACCUUUGAGUUGGAUUUUGGGGGUCGCUACCGUAGAAGGAACGCGCUCUUCCUAUCAAUAAUUCAUCCAUCCCUGAAGCAGCGGGAAAGGGGGGGAGAGCACACAGCUCCGGAGAUACAGGUUUUGAACUGCAGUCACCGGCGUAUUAUGUCACAAUCUGACAGUGCUUCGAGACGGGCUGACGAGGAGGACAAAGGAGGAUGAAGGAGGGAGAGGGACCGGGAGAGGCAGAGGAGGAAUAUAAUGAAGUUGAGUGGGAAAGGACUGUGUACCAUCGUCUCCAGCGCCCUCCUCUUCGUCUGCGCGGUGAGCGAAGUUGUUGUCGGAUUCAAAUGCAUCUCACUGGGCACCAAAGUAAAAGUGCAUUUUCACCUGUCGACCGCGGCCGGGGCUUUCUACUCGGGGAUACUGGUCGGACUCGGGCAGGCGCUGCUGGGCUUUGCGCUGCUUUGUUGCAAAGGGACGCCCGGGUGUCGGAAUUUCUUUCUCCUGGGUAUCCUGGUGUUUUUGUUGGGAGUUCUCACCGCCUUCUCCGGAGCCGUGGUGGACGGGGACACGGUGUCUCUGGUGGAGCGCAAAUAUUCCCAUUAUUGCCUAGACAUAGACUCAGUGGAAUUAACCGCCAUCUGCAACCAACUGAAGGAAUAUCAGAGAAGUCUAGUCAUCUCAACCAUUCUUAGCACUUUGGAAUGCCUUCUCGGGCUUAUGAACUUGGUGAUCAUCAAAAGGUACAAAACAGCGCAGUUUUACAGACGGAGGCAAUCACAGAGGCAAAGCGUGGGGACUAUUAUUUUCAGUGAGGAGCAGGACUUUACCGUGUCCGAAUUCCAACCGGUUUCCUACAUUAACUUGGGGGUAUUUCAAGUGUUCGACGAAGCAGGUGUUGAAGUACAAUGCGGGGGCCACCCGUCUAUCGAUCUCCCGGGUUACUCACCCACGGAUCCCGAGCUCAACCAUUCCUACCCCUUUUCUUACCCGCUCCCGAACGAGUUACCGCCCGCGUACGAAGACAUUUUCCCUGGAGACGAAAGUAACAAAUAGCAACUCACUCUGAACAAACAAAAAAGUUGGAACAUGGGCUCUAAAUUCUGCAGUGACAAUCACUGGCUUUCUCCCUUCGGUCUAUUCAGUGCUGGGACAAACAAUCAUGGAGAGAUUCUUACCUAAACAGUUUUUUUCCCAUUACCUUCAUGCUUAUUUUUCUCAGCAAAGGUAGCCUCCUGGUCCACUUUAUGUGCAUCUACCAUUAUGUUGCCAAUUAACUAGUCUAUUGCCAUCCAUCGAUAUAGUCGAAAUUCCAUGGUAAUAAAUACCAGAUCCAUAGACCAUAAGAUGCUACCAUACCAGUCCAAAUUUCAAGCAGUUGUUUUGAGUUCAGAUUGGAUACACAUCAAAUGCCCAUAUAGUUUGCUGUUGUUAUUGUUUUCUUUAACAUAUGAAUAAAAGUGUAUUUACUCUCA